CCCGGGUUGGGGUGACCAGAACCUGUCACCAGGUUCUGUAGUCCACUACAGACUACUAGCGCGGUAAAAACGUUAUUAAAUUAGCCAUGUGGCCGGUUUUCAUUCGGAAUUCAAUUCGUUCCGACAACAGAACACUUGAACAUGACAUCCCCCUACAUCCGACUUCACAAGUGAGGAUCUGGGAUCUUCCGAGUAGCACGCGAAGGCAGCAUCAGCUCCCGGAGAGUUGACGUGAUGACGGCGGCCUGACUGCAUGUAAGCGCACCCAGCGGUACCCCGAGUCCGACCGACUCCCUGGGCAUCGCGUUGUUGUGAGAGCCGCCGGCAUAUCCUCUGUAUAUCGUGACAAUCAUUAUUAGAAUUAUCUUCUUAUCAGUCCGCCAGCAGUGUUCGGUAUGUUUUUAAACUGACUCCAACCCGCGCUGUUAAGUGUCAGUCGGCCAUAACUUUAGCCGUUAGCUCUUAGUUCAGUUAGCCGAUCCAAAAGUCUUAGCAGCACACAAGCCCGCUCAUGUCUUGUGUGGUCCUCGCCUCUAAACGGCUGACAGCACCGGCACCAGCACCGGGACCAGCACCGGGACAACGGGUAUCCUUCCCCCCCGGACGUCUGAUGGAAGGGUGAGGGGAACGAUGCUGAGAUUCCUCCACAUCCUUUUAGCAGGCCUGUUAGGUGUUCUGUGGGAUGGAGUCAACGCUUUUGGUGGGGUCAGACUGGUAGAUGGAGAGAACAACUGUUCCGGGAGAGUGGAGGUUCUCCGCCAUGAACAGUGGGGCACAGUCUGCGACCACGGCUGGGACCUCCGGGAGGCUGACGUGGUGUGCUUGGAGCUGGACUGUGGCUUGGCUGAAUCGGUCCGUCACGGUGCAGCAUUCGGUGGAGGCAGGGGAGAGAUCUUGCUGCGCCAUGUCCAGUGCACUGGGCACGAGUCCAGUUUGACACGCUGUGCCGUCGUCCUCCAUAGUAACUCCUACUGCACCCACGAGAAUGAUGCAGGGGUGAAAUGCUCAGGUACCCUUUUAACACCCACCCUCACCCUGCUGUCACCUCACACUGUGUUCUCCCCCGGGGAGGCUGUCCGCUUUCGAUGCAGUGUCCUGCGGGGCCACAACCUGAGUGACUUCCACCUGUACAAGCACGGAGUUUCCACGCCGCUGGUUACACAGAGGGCAGACAAGACCCAGACCAGGGUGGAGCUCACACUGUCCGACAUAGAGACUUUCCACCAGGGCAGCUACAGUUGUCGUUACAGGAUCAAGGGUGGUUUCCCCUCUCAGCUGCUCAGCUCUCCACCCAGCAACUCCAUCAACAUCACAGUGGUGGAACUCCUGACCCCCCAACACUGGUACAACACGUCCUCUGAGGCCCCGGCUGGUUCCGUCAUUAAGGGCCAAAGUUUUAACAUCACCUGCUCCACGCUGAAACAGUACCCUGGAGGUUCCUUCCAGCUGCGUCUGAUCCGGUCCAAUGGCACAGUGCGCCAGUCCCUGCCUGCCCUCCACCCGUCCGUGACCUUCACCUUUCCUAACGCCCAGAGCUCCAAUGAGGGCUACUAUUACUGCCUGUAUCGGGUCCAGCUGGGUGGUCGCACCUUUGUCUCCAGAGAAAGCCAGCCCCUGCCGAUAGCCAUAAGAGACCCAGAUCCAGUACUGAGUCCAAUUGUCAUCAGCUGGCUUGUGUCUGGCCUGACAUUUGUUGUAGCCGUCGUCGUUAUAGUCAUUGUGGCCAAGGUACUUUGUAACAAGGAGAAGAAGCCCUCUGAACUGGAGCGAGAGACCAGAACCUGUGUGGACAACACUUAUGUUGCCUUAUCAAUUAACAAGCUAUGACGGGGGAACACAAGCUACAGAACAACUUAAGCAGAAUCACUAGUGAGUGGAAAGUCAGAGGGCUCCCACUGUGUCCGACAUGGAUUCAGACGGCAUGCAACACUGAACUGAACCUUUGGGGGGGAAAAAGACCAACCAGAUGGACCCAGUUGAGUUCGGCCUGGAUGAGGUAGUUUUCACUGGACACUAACAUAGACCAAGAUCCUACUACAACUUUUCUUUCAUACCAAACUUCAGGCUAGUAUUACUGCAGGGAAGCAAUAGUUAUGAUUGGCUACUAAGGAUUGUUCCAUAGUGAGAUAUGACUCAAUGGCCACAGAAGACUGACAGACAGUAGAAACAGUUUUCUACUCAAAGACAGUGAUGGAAUAAUAUUGGUUCAAAUAAGACUUUAGAUUCACUCAGACCUGGCAACUGCCAUGACCCCAGAUGUAUGGAGUGGAAAAUUGAUACCAAAAGUUAAACUGGGGGAACUGAAUGAGUUCCUCAGGUCUCUGUGUAUAUGCAGCUCAAAUAAACAUUUUGUAUUUAUUACCAGGUAACACUAAUGGCAGGAUGAACUAGCUUAAUAUGCAUUUACUUCCACAGAUCAAUGAUCCUUAAAGGAUUAGAUGUUUUUUGUAUUUCAAGUCUAACCCUACUAUUCAUCUUAUGUCAUUAACAUGUACAUUACUGCACUUAAAGUGUGAAAAGUAGAAACUAGAGUUGAUUAAAAUAUUACUGUCGUAGGA
This is a messenger RNA of Scophthalmus maximus (turbot), 2558 nucleotides long. RefSeq lists its product as uncharacterized. Gene Ontology annotation, cellular component: membrane. Lineage: Eukaryota; Metazoa; Chordata; Actinopteri; Pleuronectiformes; Scophthalmidae. The record is from RefSeq and is a predicted model, not a curated record. The coding region runs from base 631 to 1827 and encodes 398 amino acids. The transcript has 8 exons.